AUGGCAGAUGACGCGAGAGAAGAAUCGAAAGAAAAGCGGCGGCAGCGCCGGGGUCUGCUGCCGCCAGGGCUUGUCGAUCUGAUGGGGCCGCCCUUGAAGGUUGGAGCCGCGACAGGCACCGUCGGCUUGUUCAGCGGUAUCGCUGCCGGCAUCAUUCGCGACUCAACGCCCGCCCUGUUCGCAGUCGCGUCUGGCAUCCAAUGGUUUGCCCUUGGAUCAAGUUACUGGCUCUCGAGGUCGGUGGUAUUGAACGCCUGGGGCGGCGAAGCUCAGGUAUCAGAUUCAUCAAAGACAAAGGCAAGUGCCAUUGCAGGAGGAACAGCAGGCAUGGUUGGCGGCCUCAUCCGCGGACCCAAAAACAUCAUUCCAGGUGUUAUCGUCUUCUCAUUAGUCGGCGGAGUUGGGCAGGCCAUCGUCAACAGCACGCAAGGCACACCCGCGGAUGCGAAGAAGGAGAAGAAGAGCUUCUUCGAGUCAAGUUGGAGCCCCCUGAAGAAGCUUUCAGACGACGAGUAUCGCGGCAUGCUCGACGAAAAGAUGUUAAAGAUUGAUGCCGAGAUCGCACUGAUCGACGACAAAAUCGCCGAGCUGCGGGCUGCGAAGGCGGCAGCACCCCCUCCACCCCAAGAACCAGCAUCAAAACCUGGAAACUGA
This is a messenger RNA of Colletotrichum karsti, 654 nucleotides long. RefSeq lists its product as uncharacterized. The record is from RefSeq and is a predicted model, not a curated record. NCBI's taxonomy places the organism in Eukaryota, Fungi, Ascomycota, Sordariomycetes, Glomerellales, Glomerellaceae. The transcript has 4 exons. The coding region runs from base 1 to 654 and encodes 217 amino acids.